Messenger RNA from Darwinula stevensoni, 819 nucleotides. NCBI's taxonomy places the organism in Eukaryota, Metazoa, Arthropoda, Ostracoda, Podocopida, Darwinulidae. The record is from the annotation of a GenBank genome assembly.
AUGGAUGGCCCCAAAGCAUGGAAUGACAUUUCACAUGAGAAGGCAGCACCAGGCCUAGAUGUCCCACUCAACACAUUUGAGCUCCUCUUGACAUGGUUGGUCCAAAUACUUAUGGUCUUCGGUGGGGUGGUCCCCUAUAUACCACAGUAUCAAGUCAUCAAGUCCACAGAAAAUGCAGAAGGUUUCUCCCUCUAUGUGUGUCUCUCUUUACUGGUUGCCAACAUUCUUCGUAUCAUCUUCUGGUUUGGCCAUCCAUUUGAGGUGCCUCUGCUGCUGCAAAGUAUUUUCAUGAUUAUGGCAAUGCUGGCUAUGGUUCAACUGUGCGUAAAUGUCAAGCAUAGUGCCAUCAUCAUCAGAGAAGAGCAUUCCUUGGCAGAUUUUGAUCCAAACUACUUCUGGAAGUGGACAGAUUUCAGAUCAUACCUGCAGUGUACAGCAUAUUUUGCUGCUUUCUGCAGCAUACUGAUGUAUAUUUUCCAGGCUGCCUCUAUCUUCGUGGAAGUUGUUGGAUUUUCUGCUCUCUUCAUUGAAGCUUUACUAGGUGUUCCACAGUUCCUGAGGAACUAUCACAAUCAAUCCACCCACGGCAUGAGGUUUGAUCCAACAAUAUGCCCAUUGUAUACUUUACAGAAUAUUUUUCACUUUUACAGCCAAAAAAUGGUGCUUUUCUGGACUGUGGGAGAUAUCUUCAAGACGACUUAUUUCAUUUUACGCAAGACCCCUGUUCAAUUCAUCAUUUGUGGUAUUCUCCAAUUUAGUGUGGACAUAGCUGUCUGGUUCCAGGUUUGGUGGUAUCGAGCAAGAAAACGACAUCUAUGA